Molecule: messenger RNA, 1017 nt
Organism: Acomys russatus (golden spiny mouse)
Lineage: Eukaryota; Metazoa; Chordata; Mammalia; Rodentia; Muridae
Gene: Ap4s1
Product: adaptor related protein complex 4 subunit sigma 1
Exons: 6
Coding region: 463-897 (144 amino acids)
Biological process (GO): protein transport; vesicle-mediated transport
Cellular component (GO): intracellular membrane-bounded organelle
Source: RefSeq, a predicted model, not a curated record
GCAAGCCAUUGUGCGCGGCCGUAGCCCGGAGCGGCGUGGCUGUCAAGGGGCAACGCGUACCGAGGCGCGGGGGAGGGGGCAGGACGCCACAUCGGAAGCGGGUGCCGGGGCCAGGAGGCUGGACACUCAUCCCAGGCCUCCUCCGCGCGUUCUCGCCCUCAAGAGGACCGACAAGCGCGCAGUCGGUGUCCAGCCGGCCCACGGCAGACUCCCGCACGGAGGCGCUGGGCCCAAGCCCGGAGGCCCGGUAGAAGCCCCGCAGACGCCAUGCUAAAAGCCAAAAUGGCUGCCCCAAGGAUGCCCGCAGCGCGCCGCCUGUGAGAAGGGAGCCGGCCGCUGCGGGAGCGGGGGAGGGGGCGCCGGGAGCGCCGUCACCGCUCGCCUGCCGGAGCCGCUCAGGUUCUAGCUGCUGGCUGUGACUUUAAAAUUAUAUUUGGAAAGAAACUGGCCAAAGGGUGCAAAAUGAUCAAGUUUUUCCUUAUGGUGAACAAGCAGGGGCAGCCCCGGCUGUCUAGGUACUAUGAGCGCAUGGAGCUGAGUCAACGCACGCUUCUGGAAGCAGAGGUCAUCAGGGGCUGUCUGUCCCGGUCCAGCGAGCAAUGCUCGUUCAUUGAAUAUAAGGAUUUUAAACUGAUCUAUCGGCAAUACGCAGCUCUCUUCGUUGUGGUUGGAGUUAAUGACACGGAGAAUGAGAUGGCUGUUUAUGAAUUCAUACAGAAUUUUGUGGAAGUUUUAGAUGAGUACUUCAGCAGAGUGAGCGAACUAGAUAUAAUGUUUAAUUUGGAUAAAGUUCACAUCAUUUUGGACGAGAUGGUGCUAAAUGGCUGCAUUGUGGAAACUAACAGAACAAGAAUUCUUGCCCCUCUCCUGAUUCUUGACAAGAUGUCAGAAAGCUGAUGAAGACUAACAAGGUCUGAGCAGUGUGAACGUCAAGGACGACAGCGUAAGCCACAACAGCCUUCUGAAAACCAUCAGUAGCCAUUUCCCAUAAUUCCUAAAGGGAAAACAAAUGGUUCU